CCGCCCGCCCGUCGGUCAGUCCGCCUUGUAGCAUUGGAAGAGUGAUAUUAGCCCAAGAUGGCCAACUGCACGGUGAAGGAUGCUCACAACACCCAUGGCACCAAUCCCCGGUACCUGGUGGAGAAGAUCAUCCGGACUCGAAUUUACCAGUCUAGGUACUGGAAAGAGGAGUGUUCUGGGCUCACAGCUGAGCUUGUGGUGGAUAAAGCCAGGGAAUUGAAGUUCGUGGGGGGUGUCUAUGGCAGCAGUAUCAAGCCAACACCAUUCCUGUGCCUGACCUUGAAGAUGUUGCAGAUACAACCAGAGAAGGACAUCAUAGUUGAGUUCAUUAAAAAUGAAGAUUUCAGGUAUGUUCGCGUGUUGGGGGCCCUGUAUAUGAGGCUGACAGGCACUGCCACUGACUGCUACAACUACCUGGAACCCCUGUAUUAUGAUGGCCGGAAAAUUAAGAGCCGCAACCGGGAGGGAGAGUUUGAAGUCAAGCACGUGGAUGAGUUCAUCGAAGAAUUGCUCCACAGGGAGCGGGUAUGUGACAUUAUUCUGCCUCGGCUCCGCAGGAGCCCUGCGACGGAAGGAUCUGGGCAGCUGGAGCGUCGAACCAGCGCUGUGGAGGUGGAGGUGGAGAAUGUAGAGUCCGGUGAGGAGAAAGGGAAGGACGAAGACCAGAUGGAGAGGAACCCCGCCCCGGAUCAGGGCGGGAGAAGGGACGGGGACCUGGACAAGCCCGGUCCCGCCCCAAAGCUGAGCCACUGGCGAAGCCGGAACCGAUCUCCAAAGAGAAAACGCGGGUCUGCCAAAAGGACUUCAUCCCUUAGUCGAGAAAGACAUCGCAGCAAGAGGCCAAGACCCCACCCGAGGCGAUCCCGAUCCCGGAGCCUAUCGGGAGCCCCGAGCCGUUCCCGGAGCCGAUCCCGAUCCCGGAGCCGAUCCCGGUCAUGGGGCGGAUCCCGAUCCCGGUCCCGAUCCCGGAGCCGAUCCCGGUCAUGGGGCGGAUCCCGAUCCCGGUCCCGGUCCCGGAGCCGAUCCCGGUCAUGGGGCGGAUCCCGAUCCCGGUCCCGGUCCCGGAGCCGAUCCCGGUCAUGGGGCGGAUCCCGAUCCCGGUCCCGGUCCCGGAGUCGAUCCCGGUCAUGGGGCGGAUCCCGAUCCCGGUCCCGGAGUCGAUCCCGGUCCCGGAGAGGAUCCACAGCACAGAACCGAUGCCGAUUACGGAGUCGAUCCCGAGCCCGGCGCCACGGUUCCGGAUCAAAGUCUCCAGGCCAUCACAAGAGGCCCAGAAUCAAGAGCCACUCAAAGUACCCUGAAAGGUUGAAGAAAAGGAACAAGAAGAGUCGGCGACAGGAGUAAUGGACGCCUGACAAAGUCCCCCGGGGUGUGAAGGCGCCCGUCCCCCAGCCCACCACUGCAUCUUCUGCAGCUCUUCCCUAUCCCAUUUCUGACUUUUAAAAAAAACUGCUUAAGACGAGCCAUGUUGAGUUUUUUGUUUAUUUAGAAUUUUUCCCCCAAAUUACAUGCAAAAGCAAUUUUUAACAUCGAUUUAAAAAGACCUUGGGUUCCAAAUUCUUUUCCUCCAUCCCUCCCCGCGCCCCAAGAACGCAAGCAAUUCAAUAUGUUAUACAUGAACCGAAUAAAUUGUGAU
Messenger RNA from Dromiciops gliroides (monito del monte), 1636 nucleotides. Its product is annotated as pre-mRNA-splicing factor 38A-like. NCBI's taxonomy places the organism in Eukaryota, Metazoa, Chordata, Mammalia, Microbiotheria, Microbiotheriidae. The record is from RefSeq and is a predicted model, not a curated record. Bases 58 to 1344 code for a protein of 428 amino acids. Gene Ontology annotation, cellular component: precatalytic spliceosome. The transcript has a single exon.